UUUGACUUUUUCUAAUAAAAGAUGAUGGAGCAGGAGCUGUGUUCCAAGAGCACAGCAGCUUGGGGCAGUGCCCCCUGUAUGGCAGGGUGCCUCUGAGAUGGGUGCAGGGACUGGCAUUGGCCUCUUUCCGUCUGUCAUUCUCCCUAAAGAUAAGGUUAACGACCACAUGCACUUAAGAGUGUAUGAUAAGCGAGCAUUUGAAACAAAGACAAGCAGUAGAUGCACUAGGAACGGCAGGCAUUCUUGCUGGGGACCAGGAUUUGGUAGAGGAAGGCUGUGCCGGGGACGGAGUCGCUGCGCGCUGUCGGAGAAGGGACGGUGUGUGAGAGCAAGAGGCCAGGGAAGUCCGCUGAGGCAGGGAGUUUCCCAGCAGCCGGAACAGCCCAGUGAGUCUGACCAAUGGCCCAGACUGUUGAACACUCACGCUUGGGUUUAAGACCUCGAAGUUUGUUCUCAGCAGCGCUGUAGGGGCGGGGCCUGGGAUCUCUGCUAACCGCCGCCCUCCUUUCUCUCCUAAAGGUGAGCGCUGUGGGGCUGCCGGGAUCGGGAUCGCAGGAGCGCCGGCCCAGCCAGAGGAAGCGCCAUGUGUCAGGACGAAUGCUGACUGAGGCUCGCUGCCCGGGUCCGCGCUGCCAGAGGAAGGAAAAACAAGAAGCCCUCGGGCUGAGUGAGUGAAUGACUGGCGCAGCCAACUGCCUCCUCUGAGGGCUGAGCCUCCGUGCUCUUUCCUGCUCCUCCGCUUUCUUCUUUGAUUAACCCCGUGGAGUCCUGACUCUUCUUCCGCCUUGAACAUCAAUAUGUGUCAUGUCAUUGUCACCUGUCGCUCGAUGCUCUGGACCCUCCUGAGUAUUGUGGUGGCUUUUGCAGAACUCAUUGCCUUCAUGAGUGCAGACUGGCUCAUUGGGAAAGCCAAGACUCGCAGCUAUGCGGAGCCGGACAACCAGACUGGAGGCCCUUCGGAGCCCUACCACCCCACCUUGGGCAUCUACGCCCGCUGCAUCCGCAACCCUGGGAUGCAGCCCAUCCAGCGGGAGACGCUGUGUGGGCCCUAUGCUGAGAACUUCAGCGAGAUUGCCAGUGGCUUCUGGCAGGCCACUGCUAUUUUCUUAGCCGUGGGAAUCUUCAUUCUCUGCGUGGUGGCCUUGGUGUCCGUCUUCACCAUGUGCGUGCAGAGCAUCAUGAAGAAAAGUAUCUUCAAUGUCUGCGGGCUCUUGCAAGGGAUUGCAGAUAAGGUUGAGUCCCUCCCCUCCCAGGGUCAGCAUAUGCAGGCAUCAUCUAAUCCUCUUGGUACAAUCAGCUGGGAGACUGUUAGCAAGAGAGAAAAUACGAGGAUGAAGGUAUCCUUUAAGAUUGUUAAAAUAGUACCUUCUUGGGCUAGUGUCUUAUUAGACCAAGCCAUGUAAGAGAUCACUAGCCUCCAAUUACUUAUGGUUUCUUUCCAUGGUGGCUGUUUUCUUUGGUUGAUGGCCAGUUAUCGUUCUCCCUGCUUUUCCUUCGCCUCCCAGCUGGGCCUGCUGCAGCUCAUCCAGGCACCAGGGAGACACGCCAGUAAAAGUAAAUGUCUAGUCCCUCACCUUCUCUGUCACCCUCUACCACACACACAGACACAUAUCCCAAUGGUAUAAUAAGGCAAGGCAGUGGGAAGGCCCUAGAGGCCACUAGAGGCUGGCUUAACUUCAGGAACUGCUUGUUUUAAUAGCUGCAGAGGGAGAUCUGACCAGUUUUGGCUCAGCUCUUAUGUGAAACUCAAUCCAGAGCACACUCCACCUUCCAUUUGGCCUCUGGACAUAACCCACAACCAAGUUGAUAGUCUCUGGGGGUACACUCCAAAUUGAGGACCAGGAAAAUCAUGCCAGGCUUGCAAGAAACUUGCUUAUGUCUUACUGUAUUCUUUCCCUGUUGUCUCAAAUGCCAAUUUAAGAAGUCAUUGAUUUUAAUUCUAUUUUGUGAGCUGGUGUCAUCAAGCCCAUCUGCAAGUCAGGGCACAAGUUUCCUUCUAUACCCAGGGACUCACAGGUCCAGAACAAGACAGUGUAGCAGGUAAGCCCAACCAGCUAAGGGGUCUCUAUUUUCUUUCCUGCUGACACAUUUCAUUCUUAUUGAUUGGUAUUUGUUGAGAAGUUAUUCUGCCAUUUUACCCCAGGGGCAUUAUGGUUUAGAAAUAUUACAAAACAAAUUGUAUUAAAUUCAAUAAAAUUUUAUUAAGGCCCUACUAUGAGCCAUGCACUAUGAUGGGCACUGACUUUACAGUAGUAAACCAAAUAUACAAAAAUCCCUGCCCUCAUAGAGCUUCAGAUCUAGGAUAGAGACAUACAGUAAUCAAAACUAAUUAAGUAAAAUACGAGGUUUAACCAUGUGAAAUGGCCACUUUUGUAGGUAAAAAUAUUGUCAAGCAUUGACUGUUUCAUAUGACUCAAAGUAACAUAUACUAAAUUAUUAAUAAGUGCUAAGGAGAAAUAAUAAAGCAAGGAGGGCAGGAAGUAGUAAGGGAGAGGUGAAUGGUUGAAAUUUUACAUAGAGCAGCACAGAAGACCACACCAAGAAAGUGGCAUUUAACUAAAGAUGACCUGAAAGCUACUGGGAAAAAGAGCAUUCCAGGUGUAAGGAAUAGCAAGUGCAAAGACCUGGGCAUGCCUGGUGUGUUCAAGGAAGCGCCAGCCAGCCAGUGUGGCUGGAGCAGAAAGCCAGGUUGAGAAAGGUAGGUGAGUUCAGAGGGGUAAUAGGGAGCCAGAUCACACAGGGCCUUCAAAGUCAGGGAGAGAAAUUUGGAAUUUACCUGAGUUGGGAAAGUUUUGUGGGCUUUUUCUCAGUAAAUUUGUUAGGAACCCAAAAAAAUCAGCUGGGAUGACGUUGGAGAUGAAUGCAUGCUUGUUAGGGUGCCAGUGGCUCCUGGCCCCAGAAACAGUGGACAGGAAGGAGCGCUGGGGCCAGCUUGGGCUCAGAUUAAUGGCUUGCAUUUUCAUGGCAUUGUGACAACUUUGAUGAGUGCUGGGAAGAAAGGUUCACUCUGACCCAUCAGCUGCCCGGGGCAGGGGGGACAGUGGCAACUUCCUCCCACUGACCCGCUGAGAAUUUGGAUAAGGCACUCUUGUGUUUGUGUAGGCUGGCUGCCAAGGUUAGGAGUGUGUGGUUUCAGCACACAUCACAUCCACUGGGCCCUGCAGACAUACCACAGCUCACUUUUUAUUACCCUCCCACAUGACUUUACUGUGGCCUUAACAGUCAAGCUGAGGCUUUCAACAAACUCAUAACCAACGGUACCGUUACAUGAUAAGCAAAGUCUCUCUGCCAUCCUGAUUCACAGACUGGGCCAGUAGCAGUCACAAGAUUUUAAAAUGGCCUGAGGUGCUUCAGGAAUCACAUCUGAGCUAUUAGAAAAGGGAACACCUAAGAGAGCUCAGAAGUACUGAGGUGAAUGUUCCCGGCUGGGCUCCACAUGCUGUGAAAGGGGUCUGAUGCUAUUAAAAUAAGGAUUCUAUUUCUCAAUUAUUUUAAACCUGCCUACCUCCAAAAGGCAUCUGAGAUAGCCAAAUUAAGGCAUCUUGUGGGUUCUGCAACCAGCUAGAGUCUGGCCUGGGGUGGUAGAGCUGCUGGUGAUAAUGAACUUCAAGCUUUCUGUCUUCUGUCCCUAACGGAUUAAAGUGCAUCUCAUUUUACUUACUGGGAUUGUUUUAAGCCACAUUAAUACAAAGUGUGCAAUUAAUAUUUAAUUGGAGCCACAAUUCAAAUACGAACACUCUGGUCUUUUCAAAUGCUCCUUACUUACGGUCUGCCCUUGAAGCUUCAGAGCAGAAGCGGCAUGCAAGAGAGUACCUUUGAAUCCUGAGCAAGUCAAGUUUUAGAGAAGGCCCAGUGCAGAAACUUAGGACCUUGAGGGAAACUACCAAGCAUCACCUAGUAUACCCAAACAUGGGCCAGUCCCUCAAAUCCAGUCCUGUACCCAAAGAUGGGUGAGGCUUCUUAGGGAACAAGGUGGGGAUGCAGUCAGGAUUAAUCAGAGCUUAUCCUAGGCCUUAGAAAUGCUAAAAAUAAUUGGUUAUACCAUUUUAGGUCUCCCCAGCUUAGUAAACUUCUAUUCAGAUGGAGAAUAGUUUCUUUCAAAGGUCCUUAAUUGUUGCCUGGUGUCCUUCUCUCUCCCCAAAUGAAUACACUGUUCAAAAUAUAUUACACCUUUCAAAAAGAAGCUAAUCUGCCUGUUCAUAAGUGGUAAACUUUAAACUGCUGGUGUUUAUUAUGGGAGGGGCUUGCCAAAGGCUUUAACUUAUUGUCAGGCUGCUAGUCUGUGUUCUCGUUGUUUUGGGCACAGAAGGCACUCUUCACAGACUUUAAUACUCACAAUCAUCUCAUGAGGUAAAGAUUAGCCCUAUUUUACAGGUGAUGAAUCAGACUUAGAUUCAGAAACUUUUUUAAAGUCACCCAGCUCCUACAUAGCUGAGUCUGGAUUCAAACCUGUAUUUACUCCAAAACCAGAGCUCUAGACUACUAACUGAACUACCUCUUUCUUUAGUGAGUCUUUGCCAUGGCCCAUCAUUUUGCUAGCUUGUGUUCUAGCAUCAUGCUGGACUGUAGGGGCAUUUCUGCUAUAUGAUUUCUGCCCUUUGACUUGACUCCACAGACCCAACCAGGAUUCAGGACCUUCCAUAUUCCAGGAUUCCAAUCAUACAUUCUCCACUGGCUGCCUUUAUCCUUGGGGGAACUGGCUCCAGUCUCCCAGUCAUUAUUUCUAACACCAUCCAUCCACAGUGCCUCAGUCUGCUGCUCCUGUCCAGCUUACACUUCCCAAUAAUACUGGGCCACAUUUCCCGAGCUACACAUCACUGCCUUGCCUGCUCCCAGCACUCAGACCUAGUGAGAAAGAGGGCUGCUGGGGUUAGAAAGACUACUUUUGUGAAUCACCCUGCUCAGACAGUGAGAUAUGAAUCAUAUGAAUGAAUUCCCUCUACUGCACCCCUGCUAUAAAACCUCCUGAGGCCAUCAUCUGAAUAGAGUAGUGGGAUUAAUUUAGGAAGGAGGGGCAACCAGACCCCAAAACUGCUCUAAUAGUGAGCUGACAUUGCAAGAUGGAGACAGCUAUGAAAGUUAGGGCCAGAGGUCAUUCAGCUCUGAAGAAGCAUGGCUUGAAACACUUCCUUUACACCUCAUGCUACCACAAUUUAGUCAUGUUCUCUUCGUAGAAAGUUGCUGUACUUGAAAUCUUUGGUUUGGUAAGCCCAGAGAGUUUCAGUUCAGGUAGGAAGAGAAACAGAACUUAGAGCCAAGAGUCAUCCGUAAGGAGAGAACUACUAUCCAUACACCUUUCAAAAUAUACCUAGGUGUAUUUGAUCAGGUAUCUAAAAACAGAAUUUGUGGUUAUGGUUUAACAAUCUUGAUUUUAUAGGUGUCAUUUUUCAGAGAAAAGUUUUUUUCUGCUGUAUAGAAUAAGGCCAUCCUCCUUUUGCAGAAUCUUGAAGGUGAAAUAACGGUCUUUAAAGAAGACUUUCUACCAAGGCUUUUCUGAGUAAGAUAAGAAUCUUCUGCUGUGUGAAUGGUAGCCAGGGUCAGGCAAGUGAGGCAUCUCAACCUCAUGCAAGUGCAGGGUGGGCACCUAACAGGGAGGACCUUCUUAAGUUUUGCCCCUUGGGCACCUCACUUGCCUCACCCUCGUCCUAGCCCUGGUGGUAGCUCCUAACCCAGCAGGGCUGGCAGGAAAAAUAACUCCCAACUGCUGCAUUCCAGGUACACAAUCAGCACUAAAGCUGUGAGGAAUACAAAAAUGGAUGUUUAGUAUGACACGAUAGUAGGGUCAGAUGAAUAGAAACAGAGCUUAUUACUAUCUAUUCAAGGAUGCGUUCACUUAAAAGCAUCCAGACCAAAAAAAAAACCACAUAUGAAACUUGCAAUUUUUCCUUAUUAUAUAUGUAAAUACGGAAACUCUGUCCCAGACAUGCAGUUGGUGAAUGCCAUAAAACAGACUCCUCCUGGACUUACUUAAGAUGCUGAAAAUUUAAAGCACUGACAAGGUUAGGGUCUGGGCUCCUUCACUGCCCGUCUCUUGCAUUUAACCAGGUCUACAUCAGAUGGUUCUGUAUGUAUUCCCUGAUAUCAGGGGUUGGCAAACUUUUUCUGCAAAAUACCAGAUAGUAAAUAUUGUAGGUUUUGCAGGCCAUAUGGUCUAUAGCAACUACUCAGCUCUGAUGUUCUAGCACAAAAGCAGUGUGAUAGGCAGUCCAUAAACAAAUGGCUGUGUUCCAAUAAAACGUGAUUUACAAAUAAAACGUGAUUUACAAAAACAGGCCACAAGUCAGAUUUGGCCUAAGGACCUGAGUUUGCUGACCUCUACCUUAGACCAAAAUGGAAAUGAUCACUGAAAUAAGGGUCCCAUAGGAAGAAAUGACAAGACGUUACAUUUGCUCUCUAGAAGAAAAAUUAUUGGUGGAUUUAUAUCCCAACAGCUACAAAAGUGGCUGAAAAUAUUUUUAAUAAAGUGAUGAUAUUUCUUGAUCAGGUCAGAUUAGUUGCUUAAAACAGAGCCUAACACUUUCUAUUUGCAGACUACAUUCUAUAUGCCAUUGUCUAAAGCAGCAAAUCAAGUAACAAUGACUACAGUUUUCACCUAAUUUAGUGGUUGUUUUCUCUCUUUCCCUGCAGGUCUGUUCCUCAUCCUGGGUUUGAUACUUUACCCUGCUGGCUGGGGGUGCCAGAAGGCCAUAGGCUACUGUGGACAUUACGCAUCUGCCUACAAACCUGGAGACUGCUCCUUGGGCUGGGCCUUUUAUACUGCCAU
Molecule: messenger RNA, 6763 nt
Organism: Trichechus manatus latirostris (Florida manatee)
Lineage: Eukaryota; Metazoa; Chordata; Mammalia; Sirenia; Trichechidae
Gene: LHFPL2
Product: LHFPL tetraspan subfamily member 2
Exons: 2
Coding region: 798-1403 (201 amino acids)
Cellular component (GO): membrane
Source: RefSeq, a predicted model, not a curated record